UUCGUUUCAUUGACCAAAUCUCCUCCUCUUUCCCAUCUCAAAUCCCCAAUUCUUUAGGGUUUGAGUUGAGUUCUAAGCCCUGAAUAAUCUUGCAUCGAUCGGUAGUUGGAAUCGGAUUUAGCCAACAGCAAAUGGAAAAUCAGAGCGGGUACUUGUCGUACAUGGCGUCGUGGUUGGGCACCAGCGUCGCCGCCGCCUUCUUCGCAUCGCUCGAGCGCUGUUCCUGCAUCAACCUCUCCACCUCCGACGACGUCGAGGACUCCGAGUCCCAGGACCGUCCUCUCAUGUUCACUAAUUCCUCCUCCAUCUCCUCCUCUGUCUCCGUCUCCACCGCUCCUUCAACCGACGUCGUCCAUCUCCCAGUGUAAUCACUACCCCGUCGGUUCGCUCACUCUUCUUCGGGACUGAUUAGGUUUUCUUUAUCUUUUCUAAAUUUCCUUUUCCACCUCUUUGAAUUUGAUUGGAAAUUUGGAAUCGUUGUGGUAUGUUUGAGAUUUCUGUUGUUGUCUUUGCCUGAUAUCUCUAUGCGUCCCAUAUGGUUUCCCCUGUAUGACGGAUUAAAGUCGAUAUGAAUGAUUUUAUAAUGCAAUCAAGACUUUCUUUUGAUGAUCUUGUAGUUUUCUAUAAUCCUGGAUUGGAGGGAUUUGAAUCUAUUUUCGAUCUAAUUCUAAUAUGUAAUAGAUACUCUAAAUUAAUAUCAAAAGAGGGAUGAUUUGUUCCCUUUUGUGAAUUUGAGCCUUGUGUUCAUGUGCACUUUUCUUGUUAUGAAUUGGAAUCUGGGUUUUUAAGAGCAAUUCAUACUUUGCUGUAAUCUGCCUACAAUAUCAAAAGAACAAGCAGGGAAUCGAUUCUGCAGCCAAAGAAUGAAGCAAGGUGUGCAUU
This is a messenger RNA of Rubroshorea leprosula, 882 nucleotides long. NCBI's taxonomy places the organism in Eukaryota, Viridiplantae, Streptophyta, Magnoliopsida, Malvales, Dipterocarpaceae. The record is from the annotation of a GenBank genome assembly.